Messenger RNA from Clunio marinus, 249 nucleotides. NCBI's taxonomy places the organism in Eukaryota, Metazoa, Arthropoda, Insecta, Diptera, Chironomidae. The record is from the annotation of a GenBank genome assembly.
AUGACCCGUAUUAGUCUCGAAAAUCGGCUUCUUUAUUCCAUGCCACAUCAUUCAAGUGAAAUCAAUCAUCUUUUUGUGUUGAAUAUUUUCUGCCUUUAUUUCUCUACGGUUGUAUUACGUCUUGCGUUGUUUCCCAGGAAAGCAUUAGGACUAGGUAGGUGUUGUAAAAAUGUCACCAACACAAUUCUUGUCGCCAAAGUGAAGUGUAUUUAUUGGAUAUUGACUCAGCAUGCUGAGAUUGUCACUUAA